Molecule: messenger RNA, 997 nt
Organism: Telopea speciosissima
Lineage: Eukaryota; Viridiplantae; Streptophyta; Magnoliopsida; Proteales; Proteaceae
Product: inorganic pyrophosphatase 2-like
Exons: 4
Coding region: 86-919 (277 amino acids)
Molecular function (GO): phosphatase activity
Source: RefSeq, a predicted model, not a curated record
CAAGUGAUAUAACACAUUACACUUAAAUCCCUCAAAAACCCUCUUUGGGAUUCUCUCUGUAAUCAGUUUCUGUUCUUCAUCAGAAAUGGCUGGAAUUGUGGUGAUUUUCGAUUUCGACAAGACCAUUAUCGACUGCGAUAGCGAUAAUUGGGUGUUGGAUGAAUUGGGUUUCACCCAAUUGUUCAAUGAGCUUUUGCCUACAAUGCCUUGGAACUCUCUCAUGGAUAGGAUGAUGCAAGAGCUUCACUCUCAGGGUAUAACGAUUCAACAGAUUGAGGAGGUUCUGAAACGGGCUCCAAUCCAUCCUCGGGUCAUUGCAGCCAUUAAAUCUGCACACUCUCUUGGGUGUGAAUUGAGGAUUGUAAGCGAUGCGAAUCUCUUCUUCAUCGAGACUAUCUUGAAACAUCUUGGGCUGAUGGAUUACUUCUCAGAGAUUAACACAAACCCAGGUUUUGUUGAUGAAGAAGGAAGGCUCAGGAUCCUUCCUUACCAUGAUUUCACCUCCUCUUCUCCUGGCUGCAAUCUCUGCCCCCCUAACAUGUGCAAGGGUCUGGUGAUGGAGAGGAUACAAGCUUCUCAAUUUGCAGAGGGGAAGAAACGAUUCAUUUACCUUGGAGAUGGAAAGGGUGAUUACUGCCCAAGUCUGAAGCUUGGCGAAGGAGACAGAGUAAUGCCAAGGAAGAACUUUCCAGUCUGGGAGCUGAUUUGCAGUAACCCCUUGCUUAUGAAGGCAGAGGUUCAUGAAUGGAGUGAUGGAGAGGAUCUUGAAAGGGUACUUCUGCACUUGAUCAACAUGAUCAUCAUAGAGGAAAGCAGCAAUAUUAGCUCGGCUCAGUUGAUUCCGGGUGAUUGCAAGCUUGAGAUCAUACCGAUCUCUACCCAUGAAGCCUUUCCCAAAGUUCUCCAAGUUCCUCUCUAGUCUUCUCAUUAGCCAAAUUAGCUAAUUGAAAGUUGGUCUAUAAGCCUUGCCAACAUAUAUAUUUUCCCUUUUUAUGGG